UUAAAGUGUGACUACUUCCGCUGGUACCCACGUUUUUACCCCUCUACGGACUAAAAACCGCACAUUCCCUGCUAAAAAAGACGGCUUUAAAUCCUAAAAAUGAGACCGUUAACUGAGGAGGAGACAAAAACGAUGUUUGAGAAGCUAUCAAAGUACAUAGGGGAAAACAUUAAGCUUCUCGUUGACCGACCCGAUGGCACCUAUUGCUUCAGGCUACAUCAAGACCGUGUGUACUACAUGAGCGAGAAAAUUCUCAAGUUGGCCACAAACUUUUCCAGAGACAAACUUAUUUCAGUGGGAACAUGCUUUGGAAAAUUCACAAAGACCAAGAAGUUCCGCCUGCACAUCACAGCUCUGGAUUUCCUGGCUCCCUAUGCAAAGUUCAAGGUGUGGGUGAAACCUGGAGCAGAGCAGUCUUUCUUGUACGGGAACCAUGUGCUGAAGUCUGGCCUCGGUAGAAUUACUGAAAACACGAUGCAGUAUCAAGGAGUAGUGGUUUACUCCAUGGCUGAUGUACCUUUGGGUUUCGGAGUAGCAGCCAAGUCCACACAGGAGUGUCGGCGAGUAGACCCCAUGUCCAUUGUUGUGUUCCACCAGGCCGAUGUGGGAGAGUUCAUCAGGAGCGAGGACACGCUGACAUAAACUCCCUGCAUCUGGAUGGACAGUUUUUCAUUUUCUCAUUUAGAAAUGUGGGUCCAGAGCAGCUGGAGGUCACAGCCGCUCGUUUUGCCCACGUGACAUUUCACUGUGACUUGGCGGG
Messenger RNA from Poecilia reticulata (guppy), 760 nucleotides. RefSeq names its product NIP7 nucleolar pre-rRNA processing protein (gene nip7). The record is from RefSeq and is a predicted model, not a curated record. Gene Ontology annotation, cellular component: nucleus. Gene Ontology annotation, molecular function: RNA binding. NCBI's taxonomy places the organism in Eukaryota, Metazoa, Chordata, Actinopteri, Cyprinodontiformes, Poeciliidae. Gene Ontology annotation, biological process: ribosome assembly.